Messenger RNA from Spodoptera litura, 1527 nucleotides. The record is from RefSeq and is a predicted model, not a curated record. Lineage: Eukaryota; Metazoa; Arthropoda; Insecta; Lepidoptera; Noctuidae.
UCCACCUUUAGGGUAUAUGUGUUCUGUGCUGGACACGAAAAUGUCAAAAAGUUUUCAAGUAAUUCCGUUCCGAUAUCAUAGGAUGCGAUGAUAGGGUGAAAUACGAAUAGUACAUCAAUAUGUAUGUGAGGAUCAUAUUUAUGUACUUAUCCUACAGCUGAAGAAAGUAGACAUUGACAUGAAGAAAAUAAUAUUUUAACAGAUUUUUCAUGGGUCUGUAUCUGUAGUCUGUAGUAGAAAAUGGCAUUGAAAGGUGUAAAAGUUAUCGAAAUGAUGGGACUUGCCCCUGGUCCGCUAUGUGGUAGUUUAUUGGCGGACUUUGGAGCGAACGUAACUGUGGUGCAAAAGAUCAGUCCAACUCCAUUUGAUGUAAUGUCUAACGGAAAGAGAAUGUUAUCGGUGAAUCUAAAAACCCAGGAAGGAGUCAAUGUAAUAAAAAAGCUGUGCUCGACAUCCGAUGUACUUUUGGACACAUUUCGACCUGGCGUUAUGGAAAAGCUGGGAUUAGGUCCUGAAACUCUUAUGAAAGAAAAUCCUAAACUCGUCUACGCCCGGUUAACAGGAUACGGUCAAAAUGGAUUCUACAAAAAUAAAGCUGGUCAUGAUAUCAAUUAUGUUGCCAUGUCUGGUAUACUUUCAUUACUUUGCAGAAAUAAACAACCCCCAACACCACCUCUAAAUCUUCUAAGUGACUUUGCGGGAGGUGGUGUACUUUGUGCUCUAGGUAUAGUAUUAGCUUUGUUUGAACGAACGAAAUCGAACAGAGGGCAGAUUAUAGACACUAGUAUGACAGAAGGAGCAGCAUAUGUUGGUAAGUGGCUAUUUAAAUCAAGAGAUUUGCCAAUUUGGUCGGGAGAACCAGGUACGAAUGUUCUUGAUGGGGGAUUUGCAUGCUACCAGACAUACAAAACUAAAGAUGGAAAGUUUAUGGCAGUAGGAGCCCUCGAACCACAAUUCUAUUCAGAGUUAUUGAAAGGGUUACAAUUGUCUGAAGAAGAAUAUAUUCAAGGCGACAAUAACGAAUACUGUAAGGGAAAAUUCCAAGAAGUAUUUCUGACGAAGACCCAAGAAGAAUGGUGUAAAAUAUUUGAACAAUUUGAUGCAUGUGUCACUCCGGUAAUAGAUAUAGAAGAAGUAGAUAAACAUAAAUUCCGGGCAUCUGAUACAUCUUUUCAUCGCGAUGAAAAUGAUAAGAUUGUACCGGAACCAGUUCCCAAAUUAUCACGUACUCCAGGGAUAUCUAGUGGUUGUAAGCCUUUACCAGUGCCUGGACAACAUACUAUUGACAUAUUAUAUGAGUUAGGAUAUACUAAGGUCGAAAUCGAAAAACUUAUCGAAAAUAACCAUGUUUAUGCAAUUAGAAAACCGAAUUUAUAACACGUGGAUUUUGGUAUUACACAGUAUCCUCAGUACUACUACUACUACGAGAAAAUUACCUUCAGCUCUUUUCUGACUUGUUUAAAUUCGUCUUCCUUUGAAGACAAUAUGUUAUUCUCUAAAAAUAUUGGAUGUUGAUAAAUUAAGUUC